This is a messenger RNA of Moneuplotes crassus, 840 nucleotides long. NCBI's taxonomy places the organism in Eukaryota, Ciliophora, Spirotrichea, Euplotida, Euplotidae. The record is from the annotation of a GenBank genome assembly.
CAGCAAUAUGUUCAGAGUGUUACAGUCAACCCAAAAUGACGACGUGAAGAAAGUCAACCGUAUAAGUUACAAGAAGACUUAUAAUGGGAUAAUAAAGGUUUUGGAUGAGUAAUACAUCUCAAAGAUGUCUUGUGGGAUCAAAGAUAAUUUAGGAUGGGAAGAAGGUGACACUGCUGGGGUCAGCAAGGGGGUACUAGCCUUACGCUUGGUAGAAGAGAUGAUGAUGCUAUUCAUGAGGGAAUGAAAGAUGAAGAGGAUGGGGACUACAAAGUGAUUUAUCUGCUCGACUAUUCGUUUGUGCAGAAUCAGAUUGAUUUAAUUGACCAAUACGACGAAUUAAGUAAUUGUGUCAUACUAAAAUCAACUCAUGAGAGUAUCAUGGCAGGUCCAAACAGAAUGGCAGCUUUCAACAAGUGGAACAUUAUUCAAGAUAUCAUUGAGAAUCGAUGAGAAUCAUGAGAGUACUUAUUUUAGUUAGAAGGAAGUUGAGAAAUACCUUUGUGGGAAAAGUAAAGAUUUCAAGAACCGUCUCAAAGCGUUGAGAGCAUUGGUAUUUUACAACAUUCACCUUCGUGAGGUACUUGAUGAGGACCACAAGGUUGUACUCCUGACUGAUUCCAAUUUAAAACUCUAAGUGAGCUUGAUAACUAAGUGAUUAGAAAUGAGUUUACUGAUGUGGUCGCAGUCAUAAGCUUUGAGUUCUUCCAAACAGCUAUAAAUGGUUUGGUCUCUAAGAGAUAAUGCAAGUAAAGUUAUUGAAGUAUUUUUGAAGGGGAACUGAGCCAUCAAUGAAUGAGCAAGAAGCUUUCCUGUUGCUUCUCCUGACUUGAUACUAUCUAU